AGCAGUGACAGUGAGAGAAACAAUUUAUGUCGUUUUAACGGACUAAUGACAGGUAAACGCCUGGGGGAUGGCAGUGGCUAGGAAGAAGAAUAAAUGAGCCCGCGGAUAUCCAGGAGAGUUUUGUAAAAUGAUACGUGGGAUACUAAAUGGAACUGACAUUUAAGGGCAUCAUUCUCUGUGUCUCCAAGCACAGCAGCUCAUGUAAACAUGUAAAUAUACUUAUACUCCAGGUUGUCUAUCACGCAACAUUCAGAGGACAUUAUUAGAGAGUGAUGCUAGCACAAAGAUUCAGAAUCACCACUGUGCAGAAAUUAAGCUUGACGGAAAAUGUCCACCAUGGUUGACAAUAUUACAAAGACAAUGAAUGCAACCCAUGCUCAGAAUGCUACCGUCUACCCGGAACAUCUCAGUGCCCAGAUUAUAUGGAAAUGCGUGCCACCCAUGCUCCUAGUAAUAGGAAUUACUGGGAAUGUGCUCUCACUGCUGGUGAUGAGAGGGAAAUCCUUACGCCCGUCCUCAGCAAGUAUUUACCUUCGUUAUCUAGCAAUUGCGGACACGAGUACGCUCGUGCUAGGUGUGUUUCCCGUGUGGAUUCGCGCUUUAACCACAGUUGACGUAACUGCGCUCCACCCGUGGACGUGCAAGUUACAUGUUUAUUUUCUGUACAGCGCCGGCGACUGUGCGGUAUGGGUUAUAGUGGCUGUGACUGUGGACCGGUUCCUCAGCGUUACUUUCCCAUUCAAGGCAAAAUUGUGGUGCACAAAAAGGCGUGCGUUAAUCUCUUGCGUAGUUAUAACUUUUGUUGCGUUACUUGUUAAGAAUUCACACCUUCUGUGGACUCGGGGUUUUCAAUACGACGCCACGGGGGCUGUUUGCGGGGUAGCAAGGAAAGAGUUCGCGUUCUUCGAAACUGUGAUACGGUCUUGGAUUGGGUUCAUUCUGUACGCUUUCAUUCCAAUACUUUCAAUCAUCAUACUCAACUCCCUCAUUGCAUUUGGUCUCCACAAAGCACAGCACCAGAGACAGAACCUGUUCGGCUCCUCAUCAUCCCAAGCAGUGACAGAGACUGCCAAUUUCCGGUCCAGCACAUACAUGCUGUUAGCGCUAUCGCUAGCAUUUGUGGUGCUGGUGACUCCAAGUAUCACCGUUCUGUUGCUCAGCCCAUAUUGGGUGGUAACGCCGCAUGACAGAGCUCUGGAAGAACUACUACAAGCCAUUACGGACUCUCUUGUGUACACUAACCACUCAAUCAAUUUUUUUCUUUAUUGUCUCACUGGCAAAGGGUUCAGACGGGAGUUCUUUCUUCUCAUUGGAAUCAAAUCUAGACAGGUGAUGCCAGAACCGAGAGAAGGUGGAUCUGAUCCGAAUAGAGUUGUCGGGAAUUCCGCAAGAGAAUAAUAAAUCACGUUAUUUGGUACGUUGAGAAAACUUGCGGUUAGCUGAGGGUUCAAUCCCGAACAAAAAUGAGAGCCGUUUGAAUGAUAACAAUACCGAUUAAGAUAAACAUAUGUUACGAUUAGAAAUAUAUAAUGUAAAGUUUUGGAACUCUAAAAAAUGUUUGACUUGGAAAAUAUUAUCUUAAGUACCGCAGAAGUACGCAU
Molecule: messenger RNA, 1601 nt
Organism: Lingula anatina
Lineage: Eukaryota; Metazoa; Brachiopoda; Lingulata; Lingulida; Lingulidae
Product: putative G protein-coupled receptor B0563.6
Biological process (GO): G protein-coupled receptor signaling pathway
Cellular component (GO): membrane
Molecular function (GO): G protein-coupled receptor activity
Source: RefSeq, a predicted model, not a curated record